AUGUUCUUCAAGACUCUCGCUGCUACGGCGUUGUUGGCCGUCUCGGCCCAGGCCAUAUCCGUGCCCCGUGGCCCGGCUGGCAAUGGCACCAGGCUGUGCGGUACCCCUGACCCGACUGCGGAGCAGAUUGAGGCUUCCAUGGCCAUGCUGGAGCAGGAGCGUCAGUUCCGAGCCAGUGGAGAGUCGAGGGCUCUGGCCAGCUUCGAAGUAGACACCUACUUCCACGUCGUGGCGUCGUCCACCGCCGCGAGCGGCGGUUAUUUGACUCAAACCAUGAUCAACAACCAACUGGCUGUCAUGAACGCCGACUACAGCCCGCACGGCAUCACGUUCAACCUCGUCAGCACUGACUGGACUGUCAACGCCAACUGGGCCGCCGACGGCGCCGAGCUUGCCAUGAAGAAGGCUCUCCGCAAGGGAACCUACUCCGACUUGAACGUCUACUUCCUCGGUGCCCUGGGCGACGGCCUUCUAGGUUACUGCUACUUCCCUGUCGCCGGCGUCACUACCGGCUCCAGCGACUUCUACUACGAUGGGUGCAGCAUCCUCGCACAGUCCGUGCCGGGUGGAACCGCCGCUCCCUACAACGAGGGUGGCACUGUUGUCCACGAGGUCGGCCACUGGAUGAACCUCUACCACACCUUCCAAGGAGGCUGUUCCGGCAGCGGUGACUCGGUUGACGACACCCCCGCCGAGGCGUCGGCCGCAUCUGGCUGCCCUACCGGCCGUGACACCUGCACCGCCGCCGGCGUUGACCCCAUUCACAACUACAUGGACUACACCGAUGACGCCUGCUACGAGGAGUUCACCGAGGGCCAGGAAGCCCGCAUGUACAGUGCUUGGUCGGCUUACCGAUCUUAG
Anthostomella pinea is the source of this 861-nucleotide messenger RNA. The record is from the annotation of a GenBank genome assembly. Lineage: Eukaryota; Fungi; Ascomycota; Sordariomycetes; Xylariales; Xylariaceae.